UGAUCCCGGCCCCGUCAAAAUUUCCAAGAUCGCCGACAACUUCUUUGCGACCGCAACAAUUACCCACAUUUUGUGACCAACGACUCCAUUCCCAAAAUGGCGUCGUCCAAAUCCUCUGGCCAGCUUAAUGGACUGAAACCCAAAAACAAGUUGCGCCGCCAGUCUGCCUAUCUCAAGUUAAAGAAGACCAAAGAGGCUGCCAAAAGAGAUGAGCGCUUCAAGCGCAAACGUGAAGAAAACAAGAAUCCCGAACUCCGCGAAGAACGACAGGCACGCAACGUACCCGCCACAAUCGAAUCCAAGCGCGUUUACGAUUCAGGAAAUAUCGGAGAUGAGGAGGACUUGUUGGGAAUGUCAAUAGACUGGGAGAGGAUGGUUAAGAAGAGGAAGCUCGAACAAGAAGCCGCCGAACGCGGGGAAGACGAAGACGAAGAAGAAGGCGAAGAAGGAUUACUCUCCAAACUCAAGAAGCGCGACCAAGAAGAAGCACACAACUCUGAAGACGAGGACGAAGAUGAGGACGCAGACAGUAUGCUCGACUCCGGUUCUGACUCCGAAGAUUCAUCAUCCUCCACCAACCGCUCUCGAAAACGCAAACCUGCGCCUCCGCCAGCUCGCGCGUCCAGCCCUGGCGCAACAUCCACAGCCACAAACAUGGAGCUCUCCCCAGAAUUUCUCAAACAGAAGUUUCCGGCGAUUUUCUCACCUCCCGAAACCCCCAAAGUCUUAGUCACCACCUCAAUCAACUCCUCUCUUCACAAAGAAGCCGAAAUCCUUACUUCCUUCUUCCCGAACAGUACCUACAUACGGAGAACGGCCCACCGCCAUGCCCACCAUUACUCAGUGCGCGAGAUAUCUUCAUAUGCAGCUGCACGGGGUUUCACACAAGUCGUAAUCUUAAUGCAAGCAAUGCACGAAAAGAAACCAGACGGACUCGACGUUGUGACAUUACCGAACGGGCCUCACGUACAUUUCUCAAUCUCAAAUUGGGUCGAGGGGAAAAAACUGCCGGGACAUGGUGUGGAUCAAGGUUUCCAACCUGAACUGAUUCUCAACAACUUCAAAACGCCUCUCGGAUUGCUCACUGCCCACCUUUUCAAAUCACUAUUCCCCGCAACGCCAGAGCUACAAGGUCGCACCGCGGUGACAUUACACAAUCAACGCGAUUACAUCUUCCUCCGGCGGCACCGAUACGUGUUUAGAGAAAAACGUGGGAGCGAGAAGAGUGUCACAGACGCAAGCGGGAAACCUGUACUAGGCGUGGAAAAUUUGAGGGUCGGCAUGCAGGAAAUCGGGCCUCGCUGCACGUUGAAACUGAGGAGGAUAGAUCGCGGGAUCCAGUGGAGAAGUGGGCAGGAAUGGCAAUGGCAGGCCGGCAUGGAGAAACAGAGAACAAGGUUCAAUAUGUAG
Periconia digitata is the source of this 1410-nucleotide messenger RNA. NCBI's taxonomy places the organism in Eukaryota, Fungi, Ascomycota, Dothideomycetes, Pleosporales, Periconiaceae. The record is from the annotation of a GenBank genome assembly.